Molecule: messenger RNA, 568 nt
Organism: Boleophthalmus pectinirostris (great blue-spotted mudskipper)
Lineage: Eukaryota; Metazoa; Chordata; Actinopteri; Gobiiformes; Gobiidae
Gene: lgals2b
Product: lectin, galactoside-binding, soluble, 2b
Exons: 4
Coding region: 121-516 (131 amino acids)
Molecular function (GO): galactoside binding; laminin binding; carbohydrate binding
Source: RefSeq, a predicted model, not a curated record
GACUUCCUGGUUUGGAGUCAUGUGACCUGGUGCAGAGUCAUGUGACCUGGUGCAGUUAUAAGACCUGGGACCUGAGUCCGGCCUCAGUCUCUGCACUGAACCCCGACGACUCCAGACAACAUGAAAGUGAAGGACAUGACGUUUAAGGAGGGGCAGGAGUUUAAGGUCCGCAUCAAGCCCAAAGACGACUGCUGCUCUUUUGCCAUAAACAUCGGUCACGACCCGGAUAACGUGGCGCUGCACUUUAACCCGCGCUUCGAAGUCGGCGGAGACGUCAACACCAUCGUCUUUAACUCGAAGUCUGGAGACUGCUGGGGCGAGGAGCAACGAGACCUGAACUUCCCCUUCUGCAGAGGAGAGGAGUGCAAGUUCUAUAUAAGCUUCAACAUGGAGAGAUUCUACAUCAAGCUUCCGGACGGCUCCAUGCUGGACUUCCCGAACCGACUGGGAGACGUCAAAUACAAAUACUUCGACGUGACCGGAGACGCGCGCAUCAUCGGCAUCAAAGUCAAAUAAUCCAGACGCCGCUGUAAAACUUUUUCACGAAGAAUAAAGUCUGUGAAAGCCA